GGAGCCGCAACUUGUAACCCUGUAACUCGCAACCGCCGCUGUUUCGACAAAAAUAAAAAACCCAGUUUCCAACAGAACACUCCCAAGUUUCUUUUUAUUUUAUUUUAAUUAUUUCAAUUUUUUGAGUGAAAAGAAAGAGUCGAAGUUUCAGAGUUCAAUGGAAGACGACGACGCGAAGCAGCUGAGCAUAUACAGGGCGGCGAGGACGAUAAAGCGGAGGGAAAACACCCUCUACAACGCCCUUAAAUCCAUCUACGACGACUCCAUCUUUGUCGGCGAAAUCUCGCAGCUUUGGCCCGACCUCCCUCUUCUCGCUAAUCUUCGAUGUGGCCUCUGGUACUCUUCCAAGUUCCACUCUACUUGCUACUUCAAAUCCACUGACGGCCACAACAAUAACUGGUCCUUCAACACCUCUCGCCUCAACCUCCAUGUCGCUCAACUUGCAGGACAGAAAGGAGGGUGCUUUAUUGUGGAUGCAACUCGGAGAGGGAAGAGGUUUCCAGAUAGCAUGUCGAAGACGAUACCCAUUUGGACCUGCGUUUUGAACCGAUCUAUUUCUAACCAUUUGAAUAAAAUGAGUCAAUCUGCUCAGUUCAAUGAUGGGGAGGUAAGUACUUCUGAUGAACAACAUUGUGAAGAUACAAGACAGACCAGUGUUGGUUGGGAUUGUUCCUUGCAUCUUCCUCUUUGGGUUUCUGAAACAGAGAAAGCUUCAAUUGAGGAUCGCUUAGACGAAUGGACCCGACAGUUGGAAGCCAGUGGAGCUGACGUUGCCUCCCUUGCUUCUUUAUUGAAAAAGCCACUACGCCCUCUAUGGAUAUCACAAAAGACUGUCAUUUGGUUGAACGAAGUUCCGGACCAUGAUUCAUGGGAUUUCACACCAAUCAUUCUUGUUUCUGCCUCUGCCUCUAAUGGUGUUGUACAACAACACAGGACUAGUUCAGAAUUUAGCUGGAAUUACAUAGCGGGAGCAGGUGAUGAUGAAGAAAGCUGGGCUAGGGGUUUAACACCUACCCUCUUCUGGAACCAUGCCUAUGAAAUUAUAAAUGCAGGACCUGUUUUGUGUAAUCAGAUGGUAGCUGAUAUGGUCGAAAAGGAUCGAGUGUAUCGUGCUCGAAGGGGACAAAUUGCCCCUCAGGUCACUGUCAAGGCCUCCAAGUUGGUAGAAAACUCAGUUCAUUGUUUGCAGGAUGACUCAGUGUUGCCUUUAGAUAUUUCAACUAUAAAUAUUGAUCUAAAUUCUUCUGAUGAAGAUUGUACUUUAUGUUGGCUGGGUUCAACAAGUCUUGCUGUAGGCAAAUCUCAAACUGCUGCAGCAUCUAAAGUUGAUUGUAUAUUAAAUUGUGAUCAAGAGUCCAUGUCUGCCUCUCUUUGGAACGAUAAAGUAUAUCUACAUCUUCCUAUGGUGACAUCAAAGUUUGAUCGCUUUUCCUUAUUGAAUAAUCUCCCAUCUGCUGUGAACUUUGCAAAGUUAAAUCUAAGCAAAGGGAAGACCCUUUUGAUUUGUUGCAAUAAUGGGGAAGAUAUCAGUGUAUGUGUCUGUCUGGCAAUCUUGACAUCUUUAUUUGAUGAUGGAGGAACCUUCGAGGGUGGAAGUUUCUUUAGUGAGACAUGCAUUACUAAAUUGGAAAUGCGGAGGAGACUCGUAACCAUCUGUAAAUAUGUAGUAAAUGCAAGGCCAUCAAGAGGGAAUCUGAAGCAGGUUUUCAGUUUUCUUAGUGGUGGAAGAGCUGGUUCGGAGAAGAGGCUUCACUCGCAAGAUCAGUUGCUCGAAUAAAUUAUGAAAGCUCGAUGCUGAAAUUUUGCAAGUUGAAUCGGCACGGGGUUGUAUAAAUGAGUGAGCAUUGUAACAAAGAAAGGGAACUUAGAGAAAUUAGAGAAUUGAGGCUUCAAGUAGGAAGAGUCACAUUCAUUCAUAUCCCAUUCUUUUGCACUCUUGUGCGUUCUUCAUAAGCUGACUAAGUUGAUGGCAGAGUAUGUUUGUUGCAAGUCGUUAAUUAAAGUUAAACUAAGAUUUCAUUGA
Messenger RNA from Prunus mume (Japanese apricot), 2023 nucleotides. Its product is annotated as initiator tRNA phosphoribosyl transferase family protein. Gene Ontology annotation, biological process: charged-tRNA amino acid modification. Lineage: Eukaryota; Viridiplantae; Streptophyta; Magnoliopsida; Rosales; Rosaceae. The record is from RefSeq and is a predicted model, not a curated record. Gene Ontology annotation, molecular function: tRNA adenosine(64)-2'-O-ribosylphosphate transferase activity. Gene Ontology annotation, cellular component: cytoplasm.